AUGAGGGAGGUAUUUCUGAAGAACCAUCUAUCUAUCUAUCUAUCUAUCUAUCUAUCUAUCUAUCUCAGUCUCCUCAUGAUCUAUCUCUCUCCCUCCCAGUGUAUCUAUCUAUCUAUCUAUCUAUCUAUCUAUCUAUCUAUCUAUCUAUCUAUCUAUCUAUCUCAGUCUGUAUUUCUAUCUAUCUAUCUAUCUAUCUAUCUAUCUAUCUAUCUAUCUAUCUAUCUAUCUAUCUAUCUCAGUCGGUUCAUAUCUAUCUUUCUCACUGUUCAUUAUCUAUCUAUCUCAGUCUGUUCAUAUCUAUCUAUCUAUCUAUCUAUCUAUCUAUCUAUCUAUCUAUCUAUCUAUCUAUCUAUCUCAGUCGUUUCAUAUCUAUUUUUCUCACUGUUCAUUAUCUAUCUAUCUCAGUCUGUUCAUAUCUAUCUAUCUAUCUAUCUAUCUAUCUAUCUAUCUAUCUAUCUAUCUAUCUAUCUAUCUAUCUAUCUAUCGCACUCUAUAAAUAAAAAUUACUUCCCUCUUUCAUUCGUAUCUAUUCUUCAUCCCAUUACUGCCUCUCUUUAUUUUUGGGAAUGCUUUCUUUCUUUCUUUUUUUCUUCUUUCUUUCUUUCUUUCUUUCUUUCUUUCUUCUUUCUUUCUUUCAUUUUUCUUUCUUUCUUUCUUUCUUUCUUUCUUUCUUUCUUUCUUUCUUUCUUUCUACCGUAUUCAUUGCUUAUUACUUUCUUCUUUAAUUCGUAUCCUUUCUUCCUUAAAUCUAUCCUUUCCUUUCUCUCUUUUUUCUUUCUCAUAUUUUAUAUUUUUUCUUUCUUUCUUUCUUUCUUUCUUUCUUUCUUUCUUUCUUUCUUUUCUACCCUUAUUCAUUCCUUCCUCCCAUCUUACUUAUUGCCUAUCUUUAUUCCAUUGAAUGCUUUCUUUUCAUUUCUUUUUUCUUUUUCCUUAUUUUCUUUCUUUCUUUCUUUCUUUCUUUCUUUCUUUCUUUCUUUCUUUCUUUCUUUUCUACUCUUAUUCAUUCCUUCCCCAUCUUACUUACUGCCUAUCUUUACUUCAUUAAAUGUUUUCUUUUCUUUCUUUCUUUCUUUCUUUCUUUCUUUCUUUCUUUCUUUCUUUCUUUCUUUCUUUCUUUCUCCGUACCCUUAUUAA
Molecule: messenger RNA, 1134 nt
Organism: Acanthosepion pharaonis
Lineage: Eukaryota; Metazoa; Mollusca; Cephalopoda; Sepiida; Sepiidae
Source: the annotation of a GenBank genome assembly